AAAGUGACCUUUUUUUCCUCCCCGUCUCCUCCCAGUUCCUGGAAGAAGUGAGCACGAUGGCUGCAGUGGCAGAAGAGGAAAGUGAAACCCAGCUGUGCAGCAACUGCAAAAAGGACAUUCCCGUGGCGAACUUCACCAUCCACGAGAUCCACUGCAGCAGGAACAUUGGGGUUUGCCAUUUCUGCCAGGAGUCUGUCCCUAAGUCAGAGAUGAAGAACCACAUGGAACUGGAGCACACCCAGGUUACCUGCAAAUGCAGCAGGAAGAUGGAAAGAGGUGACUUACCGGAGCAUGAGGCCUCGGCCUGCCCUUUGCGGCUUGCCACCUGCCAGCACUGUGACUUGGAGCUCGCAUUCCACAAGCUGCAGGAGCACUUGGACUACUGCGGCACCCGGACUGAGCAGUGCAGCAGAUGCAGCCGCAACGUGAUGCUGAAGGACCUGAAGGAGCAUCCCGAGGACUGUGGGAAGAGGGCCGAAGAAAGCCAGAUCGGCCCACCCAAGCCCUGCUUGAAUUCCGAGGCGUCUUUGCGAAACAUCCCGACGAUCAGAAACGUCCUUCAUUCCGACAGCCCGCUGGGGGGCCCCCCAAGGAUGAACCGGCUUCCGGAGAGCAGACUUUACAAUCGCCUUUCAGACCAACAGCCUCCCAGGAAUCCUCCCCGAAGGAACGUAGACCUGUCGCAGCCGGCUGGAAGUCAAGAUCGCCUGGAGAAGACAACCAACACCUUGGCCUUUGGAGCCAGAGACCCUGACUGCCACCUGGAUUACCUCUUGGCCCUGAGCUUGCAGCGGGACGGUUCCCCCCACGGCCGCAGCGCAGCCGAGCUCCAGAGGGAGGUCUGGAAGAACAUCUUCCCCGCAAGGACGAGCACCAUGGGCAAUUCCCUUGAGGCGAAUGACUUUGGGAUCUUCUCUCGGGACUUGCUGGGAUCCGUGGACCUGUCCAACAAGUCAAAAGUUGAGACUCUGCUGCCCUGUGAGUUCUGUGAAGAGCUGUACCCCGAGGAAGAUCUCAUCCUUCACCAGACGGGGUGCAGCCCAGCCAGCGCGUUGGCUUCCUUCAGCAAGAGGAGCUCCUCCCUCCCUCGGCAAGACCCGGACGAGCGUCUCACAGACCUGUGGGAGCAGCUGCAGAAGAAUCAGCCCAGUGGCCGGGAAACCUCCCUGCAGCCCGACUCGGGAGGGAGCGUCAUGAUUCCCUGCGAGUUCUGUGGAGUCCAGCUGGAAGAAGAGGUGCUCUUCCACCACCAGGACCAAUGUGACCUGCGUCCAGCCACAGGAAGGACCCCAUCACAGCUUGAGCCUCCAGCCAGGGGAGACUUGGAUAGAACGGACUCACCGGACCUGCCCAAGAGACGCAGCCGUCAUCAAGGAGAAGUCUCACCUCGGUACCUCGAGGAGUUCAGGCAACAGAGGCCUCCCCAGCCGGUUGGCCAGAGCCCCUCUCCUCGGGGCAACCCAGCCACUGCCAACAACAGAAGAGAGACUGCCGUCGGCCCGCCGGAGCGAGGGAAGACCAAGAACCAGGCAGACGGGGGCAAAGGAGAGAAAGGGCAGCACCGGAGCCCAAUGGACAGGAUGGCAGAGUUUCGCGGACCUGUGCCAGCAAGGCAUCCCCCUCGCAACUUUCCUCCCAGCGGUUACGUGCCAAGCUUCCCUGUGGCAGUUCCAGCACGACCCAGGCUGAGAAGCGAAGGUGGCACGACUCCCCCUGGGCCUGCCCACUACAGCAGCAGCAGCAGCAGGGCAAAACCGUGGCAGAGGGACUCGGGCUACCCUGACAAAGAAGAGUAGGAGGGUGUCGCCACCGCCUGCGUUUCUUUUGGCACAAAGGAUGUUUGCACCAGUAUUGGUCUGAAUGUAGGUGGUUUGCUUUGGGGGGUGGGUCCCUCCCACAGCUGCAGGGCAGAGAACGUGGCAGCAGGAAACGCCUGUUUGUGUUGUGUUCCUCAAUGUGCACCGUGUUCAUGGGCCGGGCAGACUGUCUCGGCUUAUUUGCUUAGCGAUCGUAUGGCUUCGGAGGGUCUCGGGUGACCUGCUUUGGUAGCGCUUGCCCUUAAGAAACUCUUAAGAGCCCAAGAGGCUUUUGAGCUCAGUCAGUAGUACGCGAAUAGCUUGAGGCUGGUCCGGAAAGCAGAGGAGUCCCCACAAGAGAGGCUGGAAGGUCCACUGCUGCCUUGCGCUCUUUCGGGGAGAAUUUCUCCUCUUGCACUCGGCCAGUUGGGCUGAGUUCCUAACGAAGUCUCUGACCAAUCAAGAAGAGAGAAACGCAGGGAAAAGCCAUAAUCCAUGGCGGGUGAGCCUUUAAAGGUCUUGUUCUUUCUUUAAUACCAGAAGUGCCCAGUUAAAUUUCCUAAGAAUUGAGGCAGGUUUUGACAGAAAAUCAACUUGCGCUCCUCCUCCCCGUGCUGACUGUUCUGUAGUAGAGAAUGUCCAUUUUAAAUUUCUUGUAAUAAAAAUUUGUAUUUACCAGC
Messenger RNA from Heteronotia binoei (common prickly gecko), 2476 nucleotides. It is a transcript of the gene TRAFD1, whose product is annotated as TRAF-type zinc finger domain containing 1. Lineage: Eukaryota; Metazoa; Chordata; Lepidosauria; Squamata; Gekkonidae. The transcript has 11 exons. The coding region runs from base 57 to 1796 and encodes 579 amino acids. The record is from RefSeq and is a predicted model, not a curated record. Gene Ontology annotation, molecular function: zinc ion binding.